Cloeon dipterum is the source of this 8507-nucleotide messenger RNA. RefSeq names its product piezo-type mechanosensitive ion channel component 2-like. Gene Ontology annotation, cellular component: membrane. Lineage: Eukaryota; Metazoa; Arthropoda; Insecta; Ephemeroptera; Baetidae. Gene Ontology annotation, molecular function: mechanosensitive monoatomic ion channel activity. The transcript is spliced from 44 exons. The record is from RefSeq and is a predicted model, not a curated record. The coding region runs from base 157 to 8085 and encodes 2642 amino acids.
GUGCCAGAAGAGGCGUGUGUUUAUCCCAGUGUGUGUGCUCUUAUUUCGCCCUGUCUGGUCCUGCUUUUCAGAAAAUUGCUAACGCCGCAUCGUCAAACUCAAAUUGGAUAGCAAAGUGAUGGGCUGCUGGCGGGAAGACGAGGCCAUGAUAGCACGAUGACCACCAGCCAACUAGUAUGCUUCGCUCUCUUCAGACUCUUCCUGCCAUUAUGUCUCGCCACCUUUGUGUCGGUGAGACAGAAUGGCCUGUCCCUGGUGUACCUGCUGCUGCUACUUUGCCUUCCGCUCUUCCCCGUUCCCACACAUGCCACCAUGAAAGGUCACACCGGCCGCUACCUGAAGGCAGUGAUUGGGUUAAGUCUGCUGAAUGUGAUCGCGCAAGUUGCCUUCCAAGUGCUGCUGCUGGCGAUGCCGCCCUACGCGCACUUCCUCACCAACUGCGAGUGGCUCGAGGUGUUGCUCCGUGCCCUCGGCCUUGUCCGCUUCGACGACAUCUCCUUUCCAGACGCGGCCCGUCUCAUUGGGCCCGACCUGGUCGCCCUAGUCGUGUCCAUCGUCGUGCUCGCCGUCUGCAAAGGCAUGUGCAAGCAGCCAGAUCCACCGCCAGUCCUCAACGAAGAGCAGCAGUCGAGCAAGAAUCUCGUCCACAUCCUUACCUCCUUGGGUAAAUUCGUUGCUUUGGGAUCAUUAUGCGUGGCGGGCAGCAUGCGUCCAUCUCUACCAGGCGCUGUCUACUUUGUUUGCUUUCUCGGCGGUGCCACUGCAUGGGCCUGUCGCAGUCCUCUCCAACGAGGAUUCGCCUUCAUGAUGAGGGGUUGCGUCUUCUUGGUGGUGCUGCACGUCCUCACCCUCUUCACCUAUCAGGUGGAGUGGUUCCAGCAGAUCGACGGACUCGGGCCCUCAAACCUCACCGCAAGACUGCUUGGCUUGACUCCGUGGACGUCAUCGUCAUGUGAAGAGCCGAGACAUGUACACAUUAUAGAUUCCGAGUGGGCCACCUUCGUGAAUCCACUGGUGCUGAUUUGGCUCUACUAUAUCCUCAUCUACGAGUCGAAAAUGAUCCUGGACCCAGCCGAGGUGGAGGUUGGCUUGCGUAAGGAAAUGUCCAACGGGCCGCUGUCACUGGGCAGCAGCAAGCAAAACUCGCUUCUGCGGCGCCAGGGCAGCAACUCGCUGAACCACAAAAGGCAAACCUCUCGCAGGAGAACCCUCAGGUGGAAGGGACCCAACGCCCUGGCCAACCAGCGCAGACUCAUGAAGGGCCAGACACCAUCAAACUACGAGGCCGUGUCUUCGGAAGGCCCAAAUGCGGCUAACGGCACCAGCCAAGAGGGCAGCGCCGUCAACCUGCAGGACUCGACAGGUAGCAGAAUUUGGUGUCCCGAUGAUAUCGCGUUGAAACCUAUCAAAAAUAAUGAAAGCCAACUUCUCGGUCAGGGAGAACGUUUCGAAGAUGCCUUAGAGGAGCAAGAAGAAACCAGUGUCUUUGAAAUACUUUUAGAUGCCGUCCUUAGCUUGUUGAACAUGAUAAUUCGUUCCUCCUACAUCGCCACCAAUAUUAUUAUGAUGGCCUGGAGCAUAGCUUACCACAGCUGGCUGACUUUUGUCCUUCUACUGUGGGCCAGCCUGCUGUGGAUCACUCCAAACCAAAGACGAGCCAUGUUGCGCUGCUCCCCAGCCCUGGCAGUUUACGCACAACUUUUACUUAUUGCCCAGUACAUUUACAGUCUGGACCUGACUAACGAGGAGUUGCCUGAGGCAGUCGAUUGGGUCAACCUGAGACAAAUCGGUCUCAUCAAGCCAGACACUUUGCCUGUCAAGCCCCUAGUUGUAAAAAGUCUGUUCACACUCAUGUUUUGGGUGACUUUGCGGCAGUACAUGCAGGAACGAUACGAGGCAAAGCACUCGUCGGCUCUCGUCGGGGGCGUAGCAGAGCCGUUCAACAUCACGGUGACCACUACUGCCAGCGGGCUGACAUCAGGUCUGCAGAGCAAUGAGUUGGCCGAACCAGCAGAGUCACAACAGGCGGGCGGCAAGUCUCAAAUGAUGAACCGGGUCGGUUCCUGGGUGCAGGGCUUUCUCACCAAGUUCUGGAUCUGGGUGGUCGCCAUCAUGCUGUUUGUGAUUGGGCUUGGCUCUGGACAGGUGGUCCUCUACCGAAUCGUCUACAUGGCUCUCUUUCUCAUCUUUGUACUCACAUUCCAAUUAUCAUAUCGGAUUUGGCGGUCCAUGAUGUACGGCUUCUGGCUGACUGUGAUAGUCUACUCAAUGCUAGUCCUCGUCAUGAUCUACACUUAUCAAUUCGACAAUUUUCCCGCUUACUGGUACAACUACACCGGCAUCCCUGAUGAGCUGCAACAUGAUAUAGGCCUAGAAAUCUAUGACACGGGCUCACUCUUUGUCCGGCUGCUGACACCGACCUUCUUUGUCAUCAUCACCGUAAUUCAGCUGCACUACUUCCAUAAAGACUUCCUAGCAAUAUCAGACAUUCGAUACAGGGUUCUAACCGACAAUGAUCCAGAGAGCGGACUCAAUUCCUUGACUACUCCUGUUCAGCCGACAGGGCCACUGACCAAACCCAAAAAGCUACCUCUGGAGGAGCCAAUCACUCCAAAAGACUUGUCAUAUGAGGCCAUCAGAAAAAUGUCCACGGCACAACUGGCCAAACUGGCGAACCAGACCAAAAACCUUGCUUACGAGCUGCAAGAACUGCUGUGGCGUCUGCUCGAGCUGCACAUGGUGAAAAUCACCCUUAUCUCUGUGAUGCUCAUGGCUGUCAACGAUGUGUGUGGGGCGCACGCGAUUCUUGUUGUCCUGAUUGUCGCUGCAAUGCCUCUGGGCACCAGUUUGCAGAGGGCGUUGCUGCACGUCUGUUCUGGCUUGGUCUGCCUGCUUAUUUUGACUCAGAUGACUUACCAGAUCAAAUACAUCAACCACUCAUACUGGGACGUCAACUGCACAAACCUGCCUCUUUGGAACUCUAGCUCUGCCAAUGAAAGCUUCCACAUGAACGAUGCUGAGUGGCUCGGAUUGAAAAAGUCGUCCAGCCUGCCAGAACUGCUUAAAGGCUACAUUGGUCUGGUGCUGGUGUUCACGUUCCAGGCCGUGGUGCGAACUCGGCAGCAGUACCAGCGGCGGUCAACAAUGAGCUCUGACCCGCCGUCAUCGCCCACGUCCAGGGAUACCUCAUCGACUACGUUCACACCCAUUCCCGUCCUUUUUGGUGGCGUGUCUCGAGCAAACGCGGAUGAUGGACUGCUGCCGUGCGCUAAGUACCUCCUCAAUUACGGCUUCUACAAGUUUGGCGUCGAGGUGUCGCUGAUCAUGAUCGUCAUCCUGAUUGGCACGCGACUCGACAUGUACUCCAUCGUCUACUCUGUAUGGCUGGCAUUCCUGUUCAAGAGACAGAGGACUAAACUGAGUCUCGUGUGGAAGUGGUUCAUUCUCUUUGUGUGUGUGCUCACUCCGCUGCAGUAUCUUCUCUGCGUUGGCCUGCCACCUGGGUUAUGCAUUGAUUGGCCUUGGGACAACAGUGAAACCCUGAGACGUCUGCAGAUUUGGCUCUUCAUGUCCGAUUACGUCCACCCUCCAGAGUGCCAGAAACUGAUAUGUGACUUUGUGGUUUUGAUGCUAAUAUGUCGGCAGCAGAUUGUGUUCAGGGUGGAAAGAUCGUCUGACUCUUCCACUUUUAUCGGAGGCAGCAACGCCGAAGUUUUUGACCAGCUCGACGACUUGGAGGACAAUCCUGUCCCUGACUUCAUCACCUACACCAAGUCUUUGUUGGACAAUAUGAAGAGGGGCGUCCUUCGACACUCCUACUGGUUCACCUUGAUAAUCGUCCUCGUCACUGGCGUGAACCGAAACAACAUCUUCUCCCUGGGCUACUUACUGGGUGCCUUCAUCUUUCUGCACUUUGGCAACGACAUCUACCUCUUCCCUGUCAGAAGGAUACUCUACUUUUGGAAUAUCCUGCUCAGCUAUAAUGUGGCUGUGAUUGGCCUCAAAGCAGUGACUCAAAUGCUUGGCUGCCUAUUCGUUCAGGAAUUGCAAACUCACGCCUGCUGGUUUGUACAGUUAUUAAGCAUAACGUGCCUAAGCAAAUUCGGCAGCGAGACGUCAAGGGCAAACGUGAGGGACACUGGCGAGUGCACCGUGUCGGCAGACCAAACUGGCCUUGUGUGGGACGGCGUCUGUUUUUGCUUUUUGCUGUUGCAAAGGAGGCUUUUCUCAAGCUACUACUUUGCCAGAAUCGUCGAUGAGGCCAAGGCACAGACCAUCCUCGCCUCCAGAGGAGCGGAGUUGAUCGAGCAACUGAGGAAAAAGAGAGUAGCUGCUCAGAAGGAAGAGGAGCAACGAGUGCUGGACAAGAUCAGGACCAAAAUGGAGAGAAUCAAGGAGAACCAGCGCAAGAUGCAGGGCGAAAACUACAGGGAGCCACAGUCACAUCAAAGAGAUGUUUUCAAGCCAGGGGUAUUGCAAAGACGUCAAUCAAAAAAAGUGAAAGCGAUCCGCUCUGGUGACUACUACAUGUUUGAGGACUUUGAUGACGACCUUCUGGAUUUGAGCCUGGACCCAGCUCGGGCGACGGUCGAGGACGUUGACGACGAGGAAGAUGAAAACAAAGUCACUGUCAGCAAGUACCCUGUGUACCCGUACGUGCUGAUCGCAUCCCCCUACCUGCACUGCAACCGCUUUCGCAUUCGCAAACUCCCCUCAUCAUCCCACACCUCGUCUCUUCGUCCGCAGUUGCUCAGUACCGCUCUGAAGACGGACAUCGAGACUGCCGCCGACCAAGCACUGGUGGCCAACCUCCAGGAUUCGCCCAUUCCCAUGGCUGACGAGCCCACCCCCAUGCCCAGAAGGAGGAAAAAGAGCUCCGUCUCUUAUCUCUCGGGCAGAUCCGAGCUGGGUCAGCCUUCUACGAGUGUGAGUGCAAGGUCCAGCUUCCAAUCAACCCGCAUUCCACCCCUAAACGAAGACGACGAACCCGCAUCUCCGUCUCCUCCCCCUCCACCUCCAGGAGGCUCUGGUGGUGCCACUGCAGAUGGAGAGGAUGCAAAAAUCAAGGAGGAUAGCUGGGCAAGCAAACUGUUCGUCUACAUGAAAUUUGUCUGGGCCCUUCUGCAGAGUGGCGUCGUCAGUGCCACUAAGCGACUCAACAAACUGUCCAGAGAUUACAGAUACGUGGCACAGUGCCUGGAAGCAGAAACCCUUUCUCUCAAGGAAAAAGGGGACUACAGGAUUGGAACUCGGGUUGAUCGAGGCAUGUGGCGACCCCUUCCUUCAGUUCUGCCAGAGAAAGUAGAAGGAAGCGCUGGUUUGGAGAUCAGAAUUGUGGGUGCGAGCGACGAAGCCACUUUGAAUGUGGACCACGAUGGAAACGCACAGCAGGAAGCCGUUUGCGCCGAUCCCAGCAGCGAGGAGAAAAUUGUGAUCCCAACUAUUAAAAUUUGGGCAGCCAGUCUUGAGCGAGGCCUUGACUCGGACAGAGCGGACAGCCCGAUAUCCAUAUCAGACAUCGACGGUCGCGGAACCGCCUUCCAGAAGGACGGAGAGCCGACUUCUCUGACUACCGCCCUUUUCCACGCGUUGUGGUUCGCCGUUCUCGCGCACUCAGAACUCGUGUGCUACGGCAUGGUGUUUUUGCACCAGGUAAAAUCGGCGUCCAUCCUCUCGCUGCCGCUACCACUGAUGGUCUUCCUCUGGGGCUCGCUCUCAGUGCCCCGACCAUCAAAGGUCUUCUGGGUCACUAUCAUCGGAUACACUGAGUUAGUGGUGGUUGCCAAGUACCUGUGCCAGUUUGAGUACCUGCCGUGGAACCAGCAGGCCAUCCCCUACAACCAGCCCUUCUGGACGCCCAGGAUCAUCGGAGUGGAGCGCAAGGAGGUGUACGCCCUGUACGAUUUGAUGCUGCUGCUGGUCGUAUUCUUCCAUCGCUUUAUGCUCAAGUCGCUGGGCCUGUGGGGCGACUGCGACGACACCAAAUCCGUGGAAACACAAGCUGAGAGCUGCAGCAGCCCCGCUACAGAGAUCGCAAAGUCGCCUGAGCCCUCACUGAAGUCCACUUCUGUAAGGGAGGAGGAGACCAGCGAAAUAUCUUCAGCGCCCGCCGAGGGCUGCGGCACCGCGGUCACCAAUAGAGUAAUAAAGACGGCUGCCAACUUGCCAGCACCCUUGAAACAAGCACCGAAAAAGCUUUUCUCAAGCAUUAUGCAGUUCUUUGCAACCCUUCUUGAGCCGAGCAGCAGAGUUACUGCUGACGUGUACGCCUUCAUGUUUAUGUGUGACUUCUUCAACUUCAUGGUGGUCAUCUUUGGCUUUGCCUCAUUUGGUACUCAGCAAGGAGACGGUGGCGUGUCUGCCUACCUUGAGGAAAACAAGGUGCCGGUGGCCUUUUUGGUCAUGCUGAUCCUCCAGUUCGCCUUAAUGGUCGUUGACAGGGCCUUAUUCUUGCGCAAGUUCAUACUAGGCAAGAUCAUGUUCCAAGUUGGCCUUGUCUUUGGCGUUCACCUUUGGAUGUUCUUCCUUCUGCCUGGACUCACUGAAAGGCCUUUUAGCGGAGCUCUACCUCCUCAGAUUUGGUAUUUAGUGAAGUGCCUUUACCUGCUGCUCUCAGCCUACCAGAUCAGGUGUGGCUACCCAACGAGGAUCCUUGGAAAUUUCUUGUGCAAGAAGUACAACUACCUCAACAUGUUCCUCUUUAAAGGGUUCAUGGCUGUGCCAUUCCUCUUUGAGCUGCGCACCUUGAUGGAUUGGAUGUGGACCAAGACCAGCAUGACUCUCGGCGAGUGGAUCAAAAUGGAAGACAUCUUCGCCCACAUUUUCCAGUUGAAGUGUCAAAGAAGGGCAGAGGCUGCCUACCCGCGCCCUCCUGGAGAAGAGCAGCGUCCCUUGAUUAAAUAUGUAGUCGGCGGAUGCUCUCUGCUGGUGGUGAUCUUCAUCAUCUGGUUCCCAAUGGUGCUGUUCGCUCUCGGAAACACGGUUGGCCAGCCCAAUCUGCCCUAUGACGUCUCUGUAGAACUCACAAUUGGACCGUACCAGCCGGUUUUCCGCACUUCAGCUCAAAAUAGCUCUCUUGUCCCAUUCUCUGAGAGUAACUGGGAAGCUAUGAGCAACGUCUACAAAAGAGACAGGGCGGCUCAGACGUUCCUCUCCAACUACGACUGGUCUGAUGUGCAGGUGGCAAAAAUAGACAACUUCUCCAUGUCCGUGUGGACGAUAUCUGAGCAGGCACAGAAGAAGAUGAUGGCUUUGGUCCUGUCUGAUGAGCCCUUGCUCGUUAAAUUUUUGUGGACGGUGUCUAGACACUCAGACAAUCCUGCCGUCGUGCCCAUAGUAACUGAAACGCAGACAAACUUUUUGGCGUCCACUCUUCCCAACGGGGAACGGAAUCCUGAGCGACUGACCCUGGCCAACAUGCUGAACGACACGUUCAACGGCACAAUUCGGCCGUUGCGAUUGCAAAACCUCUUCCCAAAGUUUGUCAAAGUGUCUAACCGGGGCAAAGCCACUGUCGUCACGCAAUUGAUGAAACAGAAAGAUAGCGCAGAAGAAGCAUACCGAGACCUUUUGCUGACCUUAGACAGAGAUGAGGAAAACAGGGAACAUUGGUGGGAGGUCGGGGAAAGCUGCACCGACAAUGAAUACAGGGACACUUUGUCCCACCUGCCCUUGAACGACCGCUGCAGGUCGCUCCAGAUGUACACAUUCAACGACAAAGCGUUCCCAGCCGGCCUCAGCUUCUUCUCUGGUGGCGGCAUCAUCGGAUUGUACACCACUCUUGUUUUGGUGGCCUCCAAGUUUAUGCGCGGCUUCUUCUCUGGAGUUUGCUUCACAAUCAUGUUUGAUGACUUGCCAGAUGUAGAUAGGAUUCUUCAGUUGUGUCUGGACAUCUAUCUGGUGCGAGAAUCUGGCGAACUGAGCUUAGAGGAGGCGCUUGCAGCCAAGUUGAUAUUCCUGUUCCGCUCUCCUUCGACAUUGAUUAAAUGGAGCAGGCCAAGGGAGGAGGAAGAAGGCUCGGAGGCGUCGAGCGACGAAGACGUGCGCUCAAGACAAGGCAGCAGGCAACAAGCCAUCAUGCAUUAGUUACUUACCAAAGAUUUAAGUCAUUUUGUUGCAUUGAAUUCAAUUUGAUCAUGUGUGAGAAAGCAAUCACCAUCGAAUACUCGUUUUUAAAUCGAUGCCUACAGCGGUGCAAUAAUUUAUUAUUAUCAGGUGCACUUGUGUUUUUUUUAUAUACUUUCUUUUCUUUUGAGCGAUAUAUUCAGUCUUCACGCAUUUUAAGGAAUGUACCUCGACGCACAAAUAAAUUUCAUGUAUACUAGGCGUAAUAUUUAUUAGCUUUUUGUCAAAUCUGUAGCUCGGGCAUUUAUCUGAAGCCUCUGUGAGUGUUGUAAUUGACUCGAUUAAAUUAUAUCAUGUAUCUUGUCUAGCUGUAUUUGAAUGUUUGCAUGCCAAUCAUUUUUUACUUAUGUACUGAAUAAAACUAUUUACCGCUUAUAUCUUGA